This is a messenger RNA of Onychostoma macrolepis, 1875 nucleotides long. RefSeq names its product sterol 26-hydroxylase, mitochondrial-like. The transcript has 10 exons. Gene Ontology annotation, molecular function: monooxygenase activity; iron ion binding; heme binding. Bases 35 to 1651 code for a protein of 538 amino acids. Lineage: Eukaryota; Metazoa; Chordata; Actinopteri; Cypriniformes; Cyprinidae. The record is from RefSeq and is a predicted model, not a curated record. Gene Ontology annotation, biological process: cortisol metabolic process; glucocorticoid biosynthetic process; cholesterol metabolic process. Gene Ontology annotation, cellular component: mitochondrial inner membrane.
AGGGAUAGCCGUGGUCAACAUUCACUUUCAUUGUAUGAAAAAGAGCAGCUUUUGUGUUCCACAGAGGAGAGACAAAAGUUGGAAACAACACGAGGUGAGCUCUGCAGAAAGAAGGAUCGGAUUCAGUUUUCUGAGGCCCAUGACAGUGGCCACAGACGUCAGGAGAGGGGCAGUGGGUAAUGCUGCUGCUUCUGUCACUGUCCAGGACAGCCACGGCAAGCUCAAGACUGUGGCUGACCUCCCAGAGAUCAAAAUCUUUAGGAUGUUGUACACAAUGAUCAUUAAAGGGUACAUGAAUCGCAUGCAUGAGCUGCAGUUAUACAAAAGCCAGGUUUAUGGCCCUUUGUACAAAGUGAAUGCUGGAAACCUCCAAACCAUUUGCAUAAACAGUGUGGACUUACUGGAGGAACUCCUUAGAAAAGAAGAAAAGUUUCCUUCCAGAGGACACAUGAAUGUGUGGAGAGAGCACCGUGACAUGAAAGGCAUCAGCUACGGCCCUUUCACAGAAGAAGGAGAGAAAUGGUACAAACUGCGGAGAGUGCUGAACAAACGCAUGCUGCAUCCAAAGGACUCUGUUCAGUAUGGAGAUGUGGUCAAUGCAGUGGUCACAGACUUCAUCAAACGAAUUUACUAUCUGCGGGAGAUGAGCCCCACUGGUGAUCGGGUCUCUAACUUGACCCGUGAGCUUUAUCGCUUUUCCCUUGAAGGGAUCUCAUCCAUUCUGUUUGAGACACGCAUUGGCUGCCUGGAAAAAGAGAUUCCAGCCGAGACACAAGAUUUCAUUAAUUCUAUUGCACAAAUGUUCACCUAUAACGUUCAUGUGGUGUUGCUGCCAAACUGGACUCGAAAUUACUUGCCAUUUUGGCAGUGGUACAUUAAUGGCUGGGAAGGCAUAUUCAAAUUUGCCAGAAAAAUGAUUGACAUGAAGAUGGAGGCCAUUCAGAAGCAUUUGGAUGCAAAUCAGGAGGUUGCUGGGGAGUAUCUCACCUACCUGCUUUCCAAUGUCAAGAUGAGCAGUAAAGACGUUUAUGGAAGUAUUUCUGAGCUGCUGAUGGCUGGAGUGGACACAACCUCCAACACUAUGUUGUGGGCACUGUAUCUCCUCUCAAGAGAUCCAGAAGCUCAGGAGGCUCUGUAUCAGGAUGUAACCAGAGUCUUAAAGGGCGACGGAAUCCCAACAGCACAGGAAGUUAACAGCAUGCCUUACCUCAAAGCUGUCAUCAAGGAAGCAUUAAGGAUGUACCCUGUGGUGCCCAUGAAUUCUCGUCUUGUUUCAGAAAAUAUUGUCAUUGGAGGAUACUUUUUCCCUAAAGAGACAUCAUUCAGUCUGUGCCAAUUUGCAAUGAGCCACGAUGAGAAAGUCUUCCCAGAGCCACGAAAGUUCAAACCUGAUCGCUGGCUCAGAGAUGGCAGAACAAGACCCAACCCUUUUGGGUCAAUCCCAUUUGGCUUUGGAGUCAGAGGCUGUGUUGGCCGUCGCAUUGCUGAACUGGAGAUGCAUCUGGCUUUGGCAAGGCUUAUCAAGUUGUUUGAAAUCCGACCGGACCCAACUGUCGGUGAGGUUAGGGCACUCACUCGUGGAGUGCUUGUGCCAGACAAACAGGUGAACCUCCACUUUGUGGAGAGACAGAAGACAUCUUCUGAACCAUAGCUAAAGAAUACAACCAUUUCAGCAAGAUAUAAGCUAGUGUGAAUCAUGUGAAUGUCAACUACUUUACCUCUGUCUGGAUAUAAUUCUUUUGUGUUUAGGAAUAUGUAAUAUAAAGGACCCUGUAUAACAAAAAAUUUCUCACCCAAUUUUGUAUAACUCUUGUGAUUAAAUUGUUGUUGUGAAUUGUACAUGAACUUAAAAAUCAAUUAAACCUUUUAAUGAAU